Messenger RNA from Theileria annulata, 2139 nucleotides. Its product is annotated as Tpr-related protein family member, putative. Lineage: Eukaryota; Apicomplexa; Aconoidasida; Piroplasmida; Theileriidae. Bases 1 to 2139 code for a protein of 712 amino acids. The record is from RefSeq and is a predicted model, not a curated record. The transcript has a single exon.
AUGGAAGAAGAUAAAACUCUGAAGACAGCUGCAUUUAUUUUUGCAGGGUUUUCUAUGAUGCUCAACAUUAGGCUAUGUUAUAGUUCUGCUCCAUAUGCACUUAUUAGAUUUAAGUUGCCUGAGGAUCUUUUUAGUAUAUUUGUUAGAAGGAUGUCUAGUUCAUUGGAACUUUGGUGUCUGCCUAGCAUUGUUAUUGGAAACAUUAUGGAUCAGCUCAUGAAGCGUGUUGGUGUAGAUAAGAAGAAAAUAAUUACCUGGCCAUCCAUUGCUUGUAUGUGGAUAGACUUCCUCACCUAUGUCAUUCUUCUAAUAGUAUAUUUGAUGGGUGGUGAACAGGGUCAUCUAACUGCCCAUUAUUGGAUCAUCGCAUUUUCUGGAUUCAAUUUCGGUAUUGAAAUGGUGUUGGUAUAUGCACAGGAUGAUGAUGGUACUAUUACUUGGUAUAUGGUUGGUGAAAACUCAUUUCCAUUGUUUACUUCACUUGUUCAUUAUUUCACUACACUAAUGUUUGGUAACAGAAGGAAGUGGAACUCUGAUUACAUUGUAGUCUUUGUUGAUAUUAUAGCUGCAAUCAUGAUCUCAUUCACUGCAGCUCUGUUAUGGACAAUAAAGUUCUAUGGUGCCGAUAGUCAGAAGUGCACUAGACUCACUCUUGAUGCCAAGACCUCUGGGAAUGAACUAUCCUAUUGCUCUGGAUAUACCUCUUGCUCUAAUUAUGAUAAUGCUGCUGGUGGUCAUAAACACAAACCUGGUUUACCGACACACACUCAUCAUGGUGCAAACAGUGGUUGUGAGUAUGACAUUAAUAGAUGGCACAAUUUUUCACCUGUACUGAUGGUUCUAGUUGGUAUGGGUCUAGUAUACAUGAUAUAUCCAGCUAUUGCACCCGGUAUGAUUGUACCAUUCUAUCUAGUUGAUAAGAUUGAUAUGAUACUUCUAAUAGCUACAGCUGUCCCACCUGUAAUUGUAGCUAUCCUCAAGAGCAAAUAUUAUGGUCCUUUUGUAUUCUUGGGUAAUUGGGGUGGAAGUCAUAAUGCGUUUGGCACAGUUCUAUCACCUGCUGUUAGCAAAGCCACCCUUAACCUCCGCUAUGAAAAUAGUCAUACUCUAACACUCAAAAAUAGUGGUGGUAAUGCUGUUCAAGAGGCCAAAGUCAAUGUCCGUAAUCAAAAAGAUACCAUCACUCAGAUAAAAACCCAAUCUCAGGCUAUCAAAAUCAAUCUGACUCUAAAACUCGCCGAAGUUACUCUCACACAAACACUCCCAGGUGGUACUAGGAAUAAACUCAAGGCUACUGGGACAAUAACCACCACCAAGGAAGUCACCAAAGGUAGUCUCCAUACUGAUCAUACUCUAAACUUCACCAGCAUUGAUCUCAAUCAAAGACUUCCUGCUGGUCCUGCUGGUACUGUAAUUAUUGGUCACGGUACCAUUGAUCAUAAGGAACUCAAUCUCAUAUCCAGUGCUGCUGGUGCCGGUGAAGAUGGUAAACCUACCAAACUCACUCUAAAACUCUCUCCUGGCACCACGUCCGAUGCCAAUAUAAAUGAACAACUGACCCUCAACAACACAGACAAAAAUACUCUCACUCUGACUGGUGGUAUCACCGGAACACUCAAAUACACUAGUGAUAACAGUGGUACUCUAACUGCCUCCAUCAAUAGUGUCACCUAUAACCUCAACGACUUCCAUUAUACAUCUGCAACUGAUCACUCAGGUACUCAUCCGAACUAUUGCUGUAUUGGUGGAAAUCUAGCUACGUGGCAAGACGAUAGUUCUGGUAUGCCUGCAUGGCAUUUAUGUGAUGUUUUUGUCAUUCUAAUGAUCAUACUAGCUAUUAUAUUUGUAUACUCACUUCACUAUAGAGAUUCUGCCAUUUCUCGUUCUAUCAUUAAUCAACCCAAGAUGUCCACCGCACUAUCUAUUAUAUUUUAUAUGUGUCAUGAAAUAUCACUUGCUGUUGGAUUUCCAGGAAUAGCAAGUGAUGAUAAUAUUAUUUUACCAAUCCAACUAGUAGGCGCAUUCCUUAUGGUACUGUUGGCUCCAUACUCAGAGGGAUACCUAAUUGAGUACAAGCGGCACGAUCCCGCAGAUUGGCCCACAGAAGGUAUGACGAAAUGGAACGCGUUCUGCUACUGA